This is a messenger RNA of Onychostoma macrolepis, 3910 nucleotides long. It is a transcript of the gene chst8, whose product is annotated as carbohydrate (N-acetylgalactosamine 4-0) sulfotransferase 8. The record is from RefSeq and is a predicted model, not a curated record. Gene Ontology annotation, biological process: proteoglycan biosynthetic process; carbohydrate biosynthetic process. NCBI's taxonomy places the organism in Eukaryota, Metazoa, Chordata, Actinopteri, Cypriniformes, Cyprinidae. The coding region runs from base 396 to 1691 and encodes 431 amino acids. Gene Ontology annotation, cellular component: membrane. The transcript has 4 exons. Gene Ontology annotation, molecular function: sulfotransferase activity.
GCGAGCUCUCUCUCUCUCUCUCUCUCUCGCUGUAAGAGGCGGCGCAUCGUGCGCUCGCUCGUCUGUGCUGUGAGUUUGAGUUCCGAUCCUCUUCUUCCUCACACAGAGAGCUGAACCUGCUGACACUUUCCAGCACGCACUGCAGACGCGUUAACAGUUCGAGGCUUCUCUUCACUGAGACUCACAAAGGAAAUAUCUAUCAGACACGCGGAGACGCGCGCAUCAUUCCAGCGGACCGAACCGAAGCGGAUCCGGAUCGGGCAACAGGAGGAUCUCAAACACAGUCCACCUGGAUGUUGCAUCGCGCUUUCCAUGGUGCUGAAAUGAUCUGAUCUGGUCUCAGUCCGAAUCAUCAUCAUCUGCACAGCAGGAGUGUCUUUCGGUUCUGAGCUGUGAUGCUCUUCGUGGAUUGUAAGAUGGUGGAUUUUCUUCGUGGUCGGAGGAGGAUGCGGGUGUCCGUCUGCAAGCCGCCCUGCUCCUUCUGGUUUCUGCUGCUGUUUGGGGUCGGAGGACUCGUUCUCUUCAUCCACCUGCAGGAUCUGUCCGAUAUGGUGCUUCAACAGGCUCCAGCAGGUGUGAAGUUCAGAGGAACCACUCAGUCCAGACAGGAGCAGUGCUCUCAGUUCAGUGAAGUCGUAGGCAGCAUCUCGGCUCGAGUCAACCAGCGUUCAGAGGAGAGCGACGUCGACCCCAUCUCACCGAUGCAGCUGCCAGACUCCCAGUGGAAACGACAGGCCGCCACGCCGGGGUCCCGAGAGCACGACCCGGGCUCUCAACGGGUCACCAAACGCCACCGGAAACUAUUAAAGACCGGCCCGGUGCUGCGACCCCACACAAACUCUUCCCUGCCGAGCUCACGCCGUCUCUCUGACGUCCAGGAUUCCCGCCGAAGGAUCGUACGCGAGGUCUGCGGGAAAUAUCGGAGUAAUAUUUCAAGGACGAUAACACCACAUCACGUCUCGCGGAUUUACGUGGAGGACAGACAUAAACUGCUGUACUGCGAGGUUCCUAAAGCAGGAUGCUCCAACUGGAAGAGAGUCCUGAUGGUGUUGGCCGGCGUCGCCAACUCUACGCGGGAAAUCAAUCAUGUGGCCGUUCAUUACGACAAUCACCUGAAACGCCUGGACAGCUUCGACCGGCAGGGCAUCACCAAGCGUUUGGAGACGUACACCAAAGUCCUGUUUAUCCGAGAGCCAAUGGAGCGACUGGUGUCUGCGUUCAGGGACAAAUUCGAGAGCCCCAAUUCCUACUACCAUCCUGUCUUCGGAAAGCCCAUCAUCUCCAAAUACAGAGUGAACGCAUCUCAGACGGCUUUGAAGACGGGAAGCGGAGUGACCUUUCGAGAGUUCAUCCACUAUCUCUUGGACGUGCAUCGUCCCGUGGGAAUGGACAUCCAUUGGGAAGCGGCCAACCAGCUUUGCAGCCCCUGCCACCUUCACUACGACUUCAUCGGGAAGGUCGAGACCUUGGAAGAAGACGCCAACUUCCUUUUACGAAAGAUCGGGGCACCGGAGAACCUGACGUACCCCUCGUUCAAGGACGGCAACCCCAAAGCGGCCAGAACUUCCACUCAGAUCACGCAACAUUAUUUUUCGCAGCUGAACGCGUCUGAGCGCCAGAGGGCGUAUGACUUCUACUACAUGGACUACUUGAUGUUUAACUACUCCAAACCCUACAAAGACCUGUACUGACGCUUGUGCUUUAACCGCUGGUUACCUGUGUGCGCUGUCUGCUGUCCGAUCAAUGCUUCAGAGACUAAUUAGACUAAUCCACAAUUACACCGUCUCAUCCUCUUCGGAGAUUCAGCCGUCGAUAACCCGGAGCACAUCACUCAUUUACAUAAAUUGCUCUUUAUUUGCCAUUAAAAAGUCUGACAUGUGUCCCAACCAGGCGUGACUCGACAAGUUACCAGUGACUAGCUCAUCUGUCACACUCACAGCAUAAAUUGAGCGUAGUGUAUAAAAACUCACAGCCAAUCACAACUAUCAAAUGUUUAGUAUACAGAUGCACUACUGCUGUAAGAGAUUGGGGUCGAUCAGAGUUUUAAAUUUAUACUUUUAUCUAUCAAGGAUGCAUUACAUUUAUACAAAAUUGACAGUAAGGAUAUUUAAAAGAUUUCUUUUGAACUUAAAAUAAUGAGAAUUUUGGAGGGAAAUAAUAAAAAAUUCUUUAUUUUUGGGGGAGUGUGAAAUUUAGCUCUCUCCAUAUAUAGCUAAUUUAUUUAUAUAUUUAUUUUAUUAAUUGUACUUUUGGAAGUACAUUUUUUUCUUUUUUGGGCACAAAAAAACAGCAAAACUGUUUUCAACAUUGAUAAUAAUCAGAAAUGUUUCUUGAGCAGCAAAUCAGCAUAUUAGAAUGAUUUCUGAAGGAUCAUGUGACACUGAAGACUGGAGUAAUGAUGCUGAAAAUUCAGCUUUGGUCACAGAAAUAAAUUACAUUUUAAAAUAUAGAACACAGUUAUUUUAAUUUGUAAUAAUAUUUCACAAUUUUACUGUAUUUUUGAUCAAAUAAAUGCAGCCUUGAUGAGCAGAAGAGACUUCAUUCAAAAAAAUCUUACCAACCCCAAACAUAUGCGGUGGGAUUUUGGACCAAUGAGGUGUCAGUGUAGGCGGGGCUACACUAACUUGUAACCAAGUAUUAGACAAAAUAUCAAAAUAUUUAGGACAGAAACUCAGAGAGAAACUUGUUGCUUUGUUGUGUCACGCCUGUUACGUUACGCUGAUCAGAAUAUUACACCAUGAAAGUAGAAAAGGGCAACAUUUGUGACAGUAAAAAAUUAAUCUCUUACAAAAAAAUACCACGGUAUUAUUAUUGUUAGCAAGGUAUUCUUUGCAAAAAAAUUAGUACAGCUAUGGUGCAAUGAAGGUAUCACGUGGUAAUACUAUGGUAUUUUGAGUGUACUAUGGUGUUUCAGGGUACUUUCUAAGAAUACCAUGGUACUGCAGUCGUACAGCUAAUCUAUAAAAAUAAAAUAAAAACACUUUUGUAAAUACUAUAGUAUGUGAAUAUGGUAAAACAACUUUACCAUGAAGUAUACUAUAUAGUACAUGAAUAUAGUAAUCAUGAUCAUCGUACCAUGGUAUUUUUGAAAGUGUUUCCUCCUAUUAUAUACAGUAUAUUAAGAAGAUCACUCACUUCCCUUUAGCAAACACUCAAUCCUCCACCACUAACUACACUGAUAUUUUCAGAUAAAUCUAUAAUCUAUCUAUAAUUGUAAAAAGGGCAUUCAGAGGAUUAUAUUUUUCUAUGUAUUUGUAAAACAGCUUUAGAUGUGAUUGAUGCUUUUGUGCAAAUUCAUCUCUGAAGUCACUGACCAUCUGUUGGGUUUGUGAGUAUGAAACGAUCUGUGCACUAGAUCCUUAAACCAUGUUUAUUAGACUAGGAUGCGUGUGUGUGUGCGUGUGUGUGCGCGCGCGCGUGUUUGCAACACUACGCUGAUGUCUUGUACGUGAGUUUAUUUCCAAACACAGCACAUUAAAUGACUAUAUAGAACUGAACAGAUUUUAUUGAUCCAAUGCAAAAUACACAGUUUAAGAGCUAUAUAUGAUGAGCAUAAUAUAUUUUUAUUUUAUUUUAUUUUAUUAGAGAUCACAGAGAGUAGAUUUAUGUCAUAUGAAGACGUGAGAUGGUGUGUUUCACAGUAAAGACUGACUCAGCUUUAUAACCGUGAGUGUUUCUUCUGUCACCCGCAUCCCUCACACUUCUUUAAGAAUACAUUUAUAAAUAUAUAUAUAUAUAUAUAUAUAUAGAUCUAUAUGAUAUCACACAUACAGUAACCGGUGAAUGUAUAACUGUUGUUGGUGCAAAACUGUACAAAUCCAUAUGAUCUAUAAGCCCUUUGCCUUAUUUGACACUGCCGGUGUUUCAGGAAGAGCUGCAGUCGCAGACUGACAGUGAAUAAACAUUUUGU